This is a messenger RNA of Nannospalax galili (Upper Galilee mountains blind mole rat), 774 nucleotides long. Its product is annotated as glutathione S-transferase A6. Gene Ontology annotation, molecular function: glutathione transferase activity. Gene Ontology annotation, cellular component: extracellular exosome; cytosol. The record is from RefSeq and is a predicted model, not a curated record. NCBI's taxonomy places the organism in Eukaryota, Metazoa, Chordata, Mammalia, Rodentia, Spalacidae. Gene Ontology annotation, biological process: glutathione metabolic process; xenobiotic metabolic process.
GUGCUAAAGAGCCAUGGCCAAGACUACCUUGUUGGCAACAAGCUAAGCAAGGCUGACGUCCACCUGGUUGAAGUGAUCUACAACAUGGAAGAACUGGAGCCCAACAUCAUCGCCAGCUUCCCUCUGCUGCAGGCCCUGAAAACCCGAAUCAGUGACAUGCCCACCAUGAAGAAGUUUCUGCAGCCUGGCAGCCAGAGGCAGCCUCCUGUUGAUGAGAAAAGUGUGCAGAAAACAAGGAAUAUCUACAAAUUUUAGUAUAGCGACACAGAACAAGUGCUACAUCUAAGUGCUGAUCCUGAACACUUGGGAGAAUGAGGUCUCUCAAUUACAUACAGUAAUAAAAUAAUAACUAAUCCUUAAGAGAUUUCAGGGUUACCUCUUCAGAGGGGGGAAUGUUGGAGGGGAGGGCGUGGGCAUGGAUUUGAUCAAAACACCUUAUAUGUAUGUAUGAAAUUCUCAAUAAAGUUUUUGUAAAAGUUAAAAAAAAACUUUUAAAUAAGGACAAAAAAAAACUAAUAAUAAACUCCUAUGACAUGGCUUAAUUAAAACUCUCUUUCCCUAAGAUAUACUAUGAAAACAGUUUUCUUUCUUUUUUAUUUUUCAUUUUUGUUUCUGAGACAGGACUUCCCUGUAUUCACAGCUGGCCUGGAGGGCCUAUUGAGGGCUGGGAUUAAAGGUGUAUGACAUCAGGCCUAGCUCAGAAUUUGUUUUCUAAUAUCCUGGCUUAUCUCUUUCCUAUAACAAAAUUUUAAUAAAAAUGGAAAAUCUAGAUUA